Molecule: messenger RNA, 879 nt
Organism: Phaeodactylum tricornutum CCAP 1055/1
Lineage: Eukaryota; Bacillariophyta; Bacillariophyceae; Surirellales; Neidiaceae
Exons: 3
Coding region: 1-879 (292 amino acids)
Source: RefSeq, a predicted model, not a curated record
AUGAGCUUUGAUGCUGUUGCUACGCAUAAGGCCAUAAUCUUUGAUUGGGAUGACACCAUCUGCCCGUCUAGCUUUGUGGAUCGAUAUAAAAUAGAGCGAAUGGAGAAGCUGCCGAGAAAUUUCCAAAGACUAUUCGAAGAAAUUACUCGCCUUACGGAACGAGUGCUACGUGAAGCUUCCAAAUACGGAGAGGUAAUUCUAAUCACUAAUUCCGAUGAAGGAUGGGUGAAAUACUCAUGCGAACGAUAUCUUCCGCGACUGCUCCCAGUCCUGGAAGGCUACCGUAUCGUUUCGGCGCGUACCUUGUACGAGCGUUUUUAUCCGGGCCAGCCCUUGUGUUGGAAAGCAGCGGCCUUUGCGCACGAAGUCAAUGAGCUCUACGAGUCGAUGAGCGCAUCCGACGACUCUGCUAUGAAUGGAAGUAUGGAAUCGACCGACGUUUCCUCCACGGACUCGGAAGAAGAAAAGCCAAGUAUGGAUGAAGAGGAGAAAAAAUGCAUAAAUACGAAUCUUUCCUUUUUGGGUGAAAGGGAAAUCAUUUCGUUCGGGGACUCGAUGGAAGAACGAACAGCUGUCCGUAUUGUUGCUGAGCAAUUAGGGGCGACACCCAAGAGUGUCAUGUUUAUUCAGCUACCAACGCCGGUACAGAUCCUAGGACAGCUGCAGAUGGUAGCAGCGCAUAUGAAAUUCGUAUGCGAGCAUAAAUCAAGUCUGGAUCUCGAGAUCACUACUGAACAAGCGCAACGCUGUGCUGACGCCCAUUUGCGUAGGUAUAAACUGGGAAGCUAUCGCCAGUUGCAGUAUUUACCACGAAGCGGCACUGAUGAAGCGAUUGUUCCGGGGGAAACCACACUCGAACCGAACGUUGUGGCAAGUUAA